UGCUAGAUUCGGAGUAUGUGAAUGAGCUGAGAGCUGUCAGUGCACAAAGCAGCAGAAUCCUGUGUGACUGUGAGGAAAGGACACAGACUUUGCUCACAAAGGGCUAGAACUGAGUGACUGCUUUCCUUCCACACCCUGCUUUCGCAUCUCUGGGCUGCAUCUUCAUUGUAACUUGUUCUGCAAAGAUUGAAAUUUAACAAGCUGAGAUCUGACUGUGGGUCCUCAGUGCUGAAGUAUACUCCAGUUCAAUCCACAUCCGAGUGCCACCAUGGGAAGUCUAUCAGAUUGCACAUUGUAAAAAGAAACAAGACUUGAGGAGUAUUUGAUGUGAUCAUUGCUCUGAAACCUCUCAAACAUCAGAUUGUAACCCUCAGCAGAUUUUAGAAGCUCAUUCACAGUAAGAAAUCACUGUUGCCAAUGACUUAAGAUGGGCCGCUUUGAACGUGUCAAGUACGCGAUGGUUGCCUUUAAUAUUCUGAUCUGCCUAAGUGGACUUCUUCUCCUGGCAGCUGUGCUAUUGCUGUUACUUUAUCCCUCUGCGAUCAGACACAUCGUGUCAAUCAAUACGGUUGUCUUUGCUGGAACUGUUUACAUCAUUGUUUUAUCUGUUGUGCUCCUCAUUCUUGGAAUUCUGGGAAGUGUCGCGGCCUACCGGGAGAGCAGGGGUCUGUUAAUGCUUUUCUUCAUGCUAAUCUUGGUGGUCUUCAUGGCCGAGCUGGGCGCUGCCAUUAGUGCUUUACUCUUCAAAUAUCAAUUGACAAAGGAGUAUUUUGAAGAUGAUCUGAUAAACUAUUACACAGGAGACAAUCAGACCAGUACUUACACCGCCUCGACCAAUUCCAUCAUGAUUUCAUUUGAGUGCUGUGGCGUAAAUGGUCCAAAGGAUUUCUUGCACACCUUAGAGUUUGUCAUUCUAAACCCUUUCCAUGAGGUACCAGAGGCUUGUUGCAAGAGGGACAAACUCACAGCCGACAGAGCAAUCAUCAAUACGCACGAAUGUUUCGCUGGAACUGUUGACUUCAUCAACAAUAAGGGCUGCUUCGAUCUCAUUUCAGAGAAAGUGGAAUAUUAUCUUUACGGGCUUGGAGCACUGAACAUUUGGAUCUUAAUAAUUGAGAUAUUUGUGAUGAUCUUUGCAAUCUGGCUCUACCAACGAGCUUAGAAGAGCUCUCUCCCUGGUUGUUAACGUUGUUUAAUAUUGACAGAAGCAGACAGUCACCUAGUGGCAACUGUAGGAACUGCAUCACUUUGUGGAGCACCUCAAUGUAAUGGACACUUCAAUCAUUCUUACCAUCAGACUCUGAGCUGAAAGUAUGACUUGUGACAGAAGACUGGACUGGGAGUUUGACCAGAGGCUACAAACCCAGGUGGAAACAACACAGUGGGGAAGAAGGUGGAGAGCAGUGCGGAUUUGUAAAUGAAUGAACAUACACAUAAUAUCUACACAAUGUACAAGAAAGAAACAAUAGAUCUUACCUCCAGAAUCAAUGACUGACAUUGUCAACUUUCUUUGUUGCUGUGAGAUGCAAUGUGUAAUUCAUAUUGUGAAUGAUUUAUUUUUCAAAUAAUGUUCUGGUUGAUGGCGAGUGAUGUCAGGGACCACGGAGUGCGGGUUUGUGGGGUGAGGGUUGAUGCUGUUGGACAGGGGUGAGAAUGGAUGCUGUAGGAUGGGUGAUAUAGGAUGGAUGCUGUAGGAUGGGUGAUAUAGGAUGGAUGCUGUAAGAUGGUGAUAGAGGAUGGGUGCUGUAGGGUGGGUACUAUAGGGUGGGUGGUAUAGGAUGGGUGCUGUAGGGUGGGUGCUGUAAGAUG
Messenger RNA from Hemiscyllium ocellatum (epaulette shark), 1809 nucleotides. RefSeq names its product tetraspanin-18-like. Lineage: Eukaryota; Metazoa; Chordata; Chondrichthyes; Orectolobiformes; Hemiscylliidae. Gene Ontology annotation, cellular component: membrane. The record is from RefSeq and is a predicted model, not a curated record. Bases 428 to 1162 code for a protein of 244 amino acids. The transcript is spliced from 10 exons.